Messenger RNA from Helianthus annuus (common sunflower), 1414 nucleotides. Its product is annotated as UDP-galactose transporter 1. Gene Ontology annotation, molecular function: antiporter activity. The record is from RefSeq and is a predicted model, not a curated record. NCBI's taxonomy places the organism in Eukaryota, Viridiplantae, Streptophyta, Magnoliopsida, Asterales, Asteraceae. Gene Ontology annotation, cellular component: Golgi apparatus. The transcript is spliced from 5 exons. Bases 223 to 1245 code for a protein of 340 amino acids.
GUAGGGAAGGGUGUGAUGGCGUGAAGAAGAGAAAGCAAGCCAAUGGCGAAAUAACAACAGAUCCAAAUCCAAACGUCAUGUUGAACAAGACUCACCUCACACUCUCAAUUAACACCUUCACUAGUUCUAAUCUGAUAUCCAUAUAGAUGCAAUUGGUGCUUCUUUUGAUUCGGAUCUGAGCUGCCCAAUUGUAAACAAACGUAAACCCGAUCUACAAAUCCAAUGGAGGAAACCCGAUUGUGUUCAUGGACCGUCUUCCGAUCCGUCUUCGCCAUCUUUCAAUGGUGGAGUUUCAAUGUUGCCGUCAUCAUCAUGAACAAAUGGAUCUUUCAGAAACUUGAUUUCAAGUUCCCUCUGACGGUAUCAUGUGUACACUUUAUAUGCUCAUCAAUUGGGGCGUAUGUGAUGAUCAAAAUCCUAAAGGUUAAACCGCUCAUAUCCGUCGAACCUGAAGAUCGGUGGAGGAGAAUCUUUCCAAUGUCGUUUGUGUUUUGUAUCAAUAUAGUUUUGGGAAACGUCAGCCUACGUUACAUCCCUGUUUCGUUUAUGCAAACCAUCAAGUCAUUUACCCCCGCAACAACAGUGAUUUUGCAGUGGAUGGUAUGGAGAAAGUACUUUGAUUGGAGAAUUUGGGCCUCUCUUGUUCCAAUUGUUGGAGGGAUUCUUCUUACGUCUGUUACCGAACUUAGUUUUAACGUUUUCGGGUUCUGUGCCGCUUUAUUUGGUUGUCUUGCAACGUCAACGAAAACUAUUCUUGCAGAGUCUUUGCUUCAUGGUUAUAAGUUUGACAGCAUAAACACCGUGUACUAUAUGGCACCAUUUGCAACUAUGAUAUUAGCGGUCCCCGCACUUCUUCUAGAAGGAGCUGGAGUUUUGGAAUGGAUUCAGACAAGCCCUAAUCUUAUGUCGUCAUUCGUAAUCAUUAUCGGGUCAGGAGUAACCGCUUUUUGCCUUAACUUCUCCAUCUUUUAUGUCAUCCACUCAACAACCGCUGUCACUUUCAACGUUGCUGGAAAUCUUAAGGUGGCAUUUGCGGUUGCAUUUUCAUGGAUGAUAUUUAAAAACCCGAUUUCUCCUAUGAACGCAUUUGGGUGUGCAAUAACUCUGAUAGGAUGCACGUUUUACGGGUAUGUUAGACACAGGCUUGCUAACCAACUACCGGGAACUCCUCGUACUCCGCGGACCCCACGUUCUCGCUUGGAAAUGACUCCACUUGUAAACGAUAAAAUAGAUGAUAAAGUUUAGUUUUGUUAUCAGUGUUUAGAAAUACAUCAUUUACUCGAGUUGUGAUGCAGUUUUUAGACUAUUCGAGACUGUGGUACACCUUAUAUCUUUUGCCAAAAAAAUACUUAAAAUUUUAUUAGUAUGUGUUUAGCAGAAUGAUAUGAUAUAAUUUUGGCAUCUAUCAGUUUUA